AAAUGCAAUUUCUCAGUAUGGUUCCAUCGAAUGUUAUCCACCGACCGACCGACCGACAAACCGGACGUGAGUGGUCCAGAUGCGCACACUUGUUGGUCAACAGACCGACCAAUUAUUCUUGUUGCGCGGUUGGUUGGGUGUUAUAUUCCGACAGCCGAACCCCCCACCAUUACACACAACAAAUUGUGCCGUGUGCAGCGCUGUCGUGCCGACAGCCCAACAGAUGUGCGUUAGUUAUCUGUGCAAGAGAAAAAUACAAUACCGCAAAUGGCUAAUAACAUGACAGAUUGCGAGGCUGAUAGAAGUAAAAUGACUGAACUGUUAGAGAAAUAUAGAGAGAGCAGAUGCUUGUGGGACACGACUUGUGAAGAAUAUAGUAACAGAGAAGCUAGGUAUGGAGCAUUGACUACCUUACUGGAGAUUUACAAACAAAUCAACCCCAACGCCACAUUAGUAAGCUUAAGACGUAAGUUGGAAAAUAUGCGUACGGCGUAUAAAAGAGAACUGAGGAGGGUGAGAGACUCGAUGUGCUCAGGAGUAGAAGAACAAAUUUAUACUCCACGGCUGUGGUACUAUGAUCUUCUUUCUUUCCUAGAUGAAAGGAACAUAAACACAAGAGAUGGGACAGAUACGAUGCAAGAGGAAGAUGUUGCCAUUAAUGACUCUUAUAUGGAAUCGCAAGAAAUGAGGCAUAUAAGUAAGAGGAAGAGAGAGGAACAGAAAAACAGAGAGGAAUUAAUUACUUUAACAAAAAAGUUAAUUACGUCAAAACCUGACCAGUGGGACGGACUAGCCAUAGCAUAUACUGAGCAGCUAAGGGAGCUGCAGCCUCAACAACAGGCAAUAGCUCAGAAACUUAUAUCUGAAGUUAUUUGUUUUGGCAAGUUAGGCCUCCUGUCCACACAAUCCACUGUAAUUCUUCCGGCCCAGCCACAUUCUUUUCCAGUGAUACAAACAUCAGUUGUCCCAGUUCCAUCCACACCCCCUGUCACACACAUCCCAACUCUUGCCCCAGUCCCAUCCCCAUCCCCAGUCUCACACAUCCUGUCCUCCUCUUCCACUAACACACAACCAUCUCCCUGUCUCUCCUCCACCAUAAAUACAUAUAACAGAGAGUGAAGGUGGGGAAAAUAUUCUGGAUGACCUUUUUGUUUCCUUAUGUGAGUUUCAUUUGUUUUAUUUUGUUUCACUUUGUUUCAACAUUACAUUAUGUAAAUGUAAAUUAUGUAAACAGCAUGUAAAAUAAAUAUUUUUUUCCUAUUUUAGGACUACACACAUAAUAAAGUA
Molecule: messenger RNA, 1287 nt
Organism: Schistocerca gregaria
Lineage: Eukaryota; Metazoa; Arthropoda; Insecta; Orthoptera; Acrididae
Exons: 3
Coding region: 268-1119 (283 amino acids)
Source: RefSeq, a predicted model, not a curated record